Messenger RNA from Meloidogyne enterolobii, 429 nucleotides. The record is from the annotation of a GenBank genome assembly. NCBI's taxonomy places the organism in Eukaryota, Metazoa, Nematoda, Chromadorea, Rhabditida, Meloidogynidae.
AUGAUUGCAAAAGAAAAUGAAAAUAUAGAAAAUAAAAAUGAAGAAACAAUUGAAGAUGAUUUAAAUAAAAUUGAAGAAGAAAAAGAAGAUUUAGCAUUUAAUAAUUUUACUAAAAUAAUUCAACAAGAAUCAAAACAGAUUUUGCGUUAUCAAAGGGGUGGACAUUUUAUUUUGGCAACAGAUUUUUCUUCUUCUCCAAAUUUAAUACCUAAUUGUGAAUUGUGUGGAGGGCCUAGACAAUUUGAAUUUCAAUUAAUGCCUUAUUUACUUUCUUUAAUUGAUAUUGACUCUGUUGGUGGACAAAGUUUAGAUUGGGCAACUCUUUUAAUAUUUACUUGCAAAAAUAGUUGUCAAAGUAAUGAAUAUGUUAAAGAAUUUAUAUUUAAACAAGAUUUUGUUGUUAAAGGAAGUGAAGAUGAAAAAAAUUAA